AUGGUAGAUCCAAUGGCAACAUUCAAAGAUGACGUUGACGCCGUCCGUUCGGCUAUCGGGCAGGAGACAGAAAAUGGCCGUGACGUGAUUGUCAUCACGCAUUCUUAUGGAGGAACGGUUGGCAACAGUGCUGUCAAAGGUUUCUCUAGGCCAGCCGGGUCAUCCGCAUCACGCCAAAGUUCAAUGCCAACACCGACGUCCAGCAAACGAACGCCAGAGACAGGACACGUUGUCGGUAUUAUCCCCAUUGCAACCGGAUUUUGCUUCACUGGGCUCACCUUCAUGGACCACUUUCUCAACAUAACUCCACCGUUCUUUCGCGUCAACAAAAAGACUGGCUAUGCAGAUCUCACAGUCCGUCCUCAGAAAUUCUUCUACCACGAUCUACCGCCCACCGAGGCCGAUCACGCGACUUCCAUGCUCACCACGCAAAGCCUCAAAGCACUAUUUGAAGGCAGGGAGUACUCAUACUCCGGGUGGUUAGAUGUGCCUGUAUGGUUCAUUGGAACUGUUGAAGAUCAGGGGCUGCCUAUCCUUAUCCAGAGAGCUCAGAUCGGAAUGGUGAGGAUGCUGGGUGCUCGCGUGGUUUAUACCGAGCUGAAGACAAGCCAUUCGCCAUUCCUGAGUCAGCCAAAGCAAGUUGUGCAGAUCGUGCUUCAGGCUUUCGAGUCAUUCACUGGCACAAGAGCCGACGAAACUCCAGAGACGCUCGAACUGGAAAACAGGCCGUUCAUUCCUCAAGUGAGCCUUUGGCAACCUACAACAUGGCUUCGAACGGUCAAGAGCUUGUUUCAGUCCGGGGAGACAAAGACGGACUAG
Messenger RNA from Fusarium subglutinans, 819 nucleotides. RefSeq lists its product as uncharacterized. Bases 1 to 819 code for a protein of 272 amino acids. Lineage: Eukaryota; Fungi; Ascomycota; Sordariomycetes; Hypocreales; Nectriaceae. The record is from RefSeq and is a predicted model, not a curated record. The transcript has 2 exons.